Miscanthus lutarioriparius is the source of this 1074-nucleotide messenger RNA. The record is from the annotation of a GenBank genome assembly. NCBI's taxonomy places the organism in Eukaryota, Viridiplantae, Streptophyta, Magnoliopsida, Poales, Poaceae.
AUGACGCCGUUCGCCGCCCGCCUGGCCGCACCGGCCGCCUUGGCCGCGCUGCUCCUCUUCCUGCUCGCGGCGCCGGCCUCGGCUACCAACUUCACCUGCGAGGCAGUGGGCAAAACGUGCCAGUCAGCCAUCGGAUACGCGGUGCCGAACGCCACCACCUACGGCGAGCUGGUCACCCGGUUCAACACCACGACGACGCUCGCGGAGCUCCUGGGCGCCAACGACCUCCCCGCGUCCACGCCGGCCUCGACGCCGCUGGCAGCAAAGACCACGGUCCGCGUCCCGUUCCGGUGCCUGUGCGGGAGCAACGGCGUGGGGCAGUCGGACGGGGGCCCCAUCUACGUGGUGUACCCGCAGGACGGGCUGGACCACAUCGCCCGGGAGGUGUUCGACGCCUUCGUCACCUACCAGGAGAUCGCCACCGCCAACAACAUCACCGACGUUAACCUCAUCAAGAUCGGGCAGAAGCUGAGGAUCCCGCUGCCCUGCACCUGCGACCAGGUGGACGGCGCCGACGUGAUGCACUUCGCGUACAGCGUCGCCAAGGGGGACGACCCGCCUGGAAUCGCCGCCAAGUUCGGGGUGAUCGAGAACACGCUGCUGAGUGUGAAUAAGAUCACCGACCCCAAUAGCCUGAAGCAGGGGCAGAUCCUGGAUGUCCCCCUCCCUGUUUGCCAGUCAUCGAUCAGCAACACGUCGCCUGAUUACAACCUGCUCGUCCCGAAUGGCACCUACGUGCUCACCGCAGACGACUGCAUCCAGUGCAAAUGCAGUGCAAGCAACUACGAGCACCUAGACUGCAGUCCAAUGCAAGGCAGAAGGUGCCCGGCAGUGCCGGCGUGCAGUGGAGGCCUGACGCUUGGGAGGGCCAACGGCACCGAUUGCGCGUCCAGGAUGUGCGCGUACAGCGGUUAUACCAACACCACGUCUCUCGCCAUACAUACCAGCCUUGUGCCUGCAAAUGAGACUGCGUGCCAGAAGGGAGGAGCUGCGAGAUCGGAGUUUGCCGGGUCCAUGUGGAGGACGUCCGUUAUCGCCUUCCACAUGGCGCUGAUAAUGAUCUGCUUCCUUUGA